AUGAGGCGAGAAGGAGAAAGGAUAUGGGAGCAGUUUGCCAGGGAACGUGCCACACGAUGGCAACAGUUCCACUCAAGGUACCCCAAUGGCCCACCAGGUUCCAUGCGUUAUGAAUGGAGGUGGAGCUCAGAUCCGACGUCCAAACGAAAUAUUGUGAUAUUCACUCGCAUCCUCACGUUUUAUAUGGUCUGCAUCGUAUUGGUUACGAUGGUUCAGGUUAUUUCAGAGCCGUUCUUCAAUACGAGGAAAGCACAACAUGGAAGUCGAGAAAAAAGAAGCAUGGUAGUUUCGGAGCAGCCACUACCAAAAACAACUUUCGACUACAUGCAAGCAACCGCCUUCUUCACGAAGUGA
Molecule: messenger RNA, 354 nt
Organism: Cooperia oncophora
Lineage: Eukaryota; Metazoa; Nematoda; Chromadorea; Rhabditida; Trichostrongylidae
Source: the annotation of a GenBank genome assembly